AUGUGGCAAGGAUCUCAUUUGGCCUUCUUGCUGGCCGCUGCGAACAUCUUCGUCCCUAACGUACAAGCUGUGGACACCCUCGUCGAUCUCGGAUAUGCCAAGUUUCAAGGUGCCGUGACCGAUGCCGCACUGGGUGUCACGACUUGGAAGGGUAUUCAAUACGCCGCUCCCCCGGUUGGAAAGUUGCGAUUCGCCGCGCCGGCAGACCCGAUCCAGCGCGGUACCGUGAAUGCUACCGCUCACGGGCCUAUUUGCCCUCCCCAGCAACCCACGGACUGGACUGUCAGCCAGCCUAACAAGCGCUUCACUGUGGCUGAAGACUGUCUCUAUCUAUCAGUGACGGCUCCUUCUGGUGCAGCUGUCGACUCGAAGUUGCCUGUCGUCUUCUUUAUUCAAGGUGGAGGUUUCGGGUCCAACUCCAACGCCAACUGGGACGCUAGCGAGAUUGCCGCCGACGGCAAUGUCCUCGUCGUACAGUUCAACUAUCGUGUUGGUAUGUACGGCUUUUUGCAGAGUGAGGAGGUUCGUGCCGGUGGCAGCCUCAACGCUGGUGUCAAAGACAUGAUCAAGGCCUUGGAGUGGGUCCAGACCAACAUCGAGAAAUUCGGCGGAAACCCUGCGCAGGUUGUUCUUGAUGGACCCAGUGCCGGAGGCAGUGCUGUUGGCCUCCUGAUGGCCGCCAACACUGGUGGUAAAAAGCUCUUUGCUGGAGGCAUUGCUGAAUCUGGUGGCUGGGUGACUAUGCGAACGAUGACACAGGGUCAGGGUCAGUACGACUGUCUCGUCAAGGAAAAGAACUGCACCGAUUCCGCCGAUUCGCUUUCUUGCCUUCGUGCCCUUAGCGAGUCUGACGUCCGCUCAUCCAAGUGCUGGUUCAACCCGGGUAUUGAUGGCGAGCUUUUCUCUGACGGUAUGGUUGACCUCUUUGCGGCCGGGAAGUACACCAAGGUUCCAACGAUUUGGGGAUCAUGCGCCAACGAGGGAACUAUGUACUCCGCGCCUCAGAGCACCAACUCUACUGAAGAGGCAAACCAGUUCAUUCUUGGUCAGGAUCCAUCCAUUUCCAACAACUCGCUUGCUAUCCUCGACGACUUGUACAUCAACGUCCCUCAACCCGUUUUCCCCAACUCAGGUGAGAAAUGGCGACAGGCAGCGAACAUGAUCGGCGAUAUCGGCACUCACUGCAUCACUCGUAACAUCCAGAACUACCUUGCUCGCGAUGAGGUGACUACGUUCAACUACAAAUACGCUGUUCUCGACCCCAAGAGCGAGGCCGAGGGUUUCGGAGCUUACCACACGGUUAACACCUAUGCUUUCUGGGGCCCUAAUCGCACCGAUGGUUCUCCCCCGGACUCUUACCACACUACCAACGCACCCAUUGUCUCGCAGUUCAGGAAAUACUGGGUAUCGUUCAUCCGUAACCUGGACCCUAACACCGACCGUGAAAAGGGUGCCGCAGAGUGGAAGCCCUUCACUGGCCCUAACGGCCGUGAGAGAUUGUUUGUGCAGACUAACAACACUCACAUGGAGAAGAUGAGCACUGCCCAAGCUUUGCGCUGCGAUGUGGUUAGGCCUGUGUCUAACAACUUGGGCAAGCCCGUUGAUAAUGGAGUCCUCACGGAGCUGGAUGCGGCUUUGGCUGCCGGUAUCAACAAGACGUCGGAGGAGACAACUUACCGUGGGAAGAGGCACGCAAGACAGUUCUCCCGACUCCACUAA
This is a messenger RNA of Colletotrichum truncatum, 1719 nucleotides long. Its product is annotated as triacylglycerol. NCBI's taxonomy places the organism in Eukaryota, Fungi, Ascomycota, Sordariomycetes, Glomerellales, Glomerellaceae. The record is from RefSeq and is a predicted model, not a curated record.